CAAUCAACAGUCAAUUUUUGAAAAUGUUUCGCUUUGUAGCCCUCUUCGCUUUGGUUAGCUUGGCUUGUGGUGCGUCCUUGCCAGACGAAUUAGAUGGACGUAUUGUGAAUGGUGUAGACACCACCAUUUCAGCUCACCCUUACCAGGUGUCCUUGCAACUCAAGUCCGGUUCACACUUUUGCGGUGGCAGUAUCGUCAGCUCUGAGUUCAUCGUUACCGCCGCCCAUUGUUUGCAAACGUAUUCGGCAUCACAAAUCUACGUUCGUUUGGGUUCAACCUAUUACAACAGUGGUGGCGAAUUGGUUUCUGUAAAAUCAUUCACUUACCAUCCUGGCUACAAUUCAAAGACCAUGGUCAACGACAUUGCUGUGAUCCGCUUGUCUUCUCCUGUGGCAGAGUCCGCCAAGAUUAAAUACAUCAAAUUGGCCGAAAAGACACCAGCAACUGGCACUUUGGCUGUAGUCACCGGUUGGGGUACUAAAUGCUACCUUACUUGCAUAUCUUUGCCCACUACUCUCCAAGAAGUCGAAGUAGAUAUUGUUGAUGAGGCGGCUUGCGCCUCUAGCACGUACAAGUAUGGUUCGCAAAUCCAGAAAACAAUGGUUUGCGCUUAUGCAGUGAGUAAGGAUGCUUGCCAGGGUGACUCUGGUGGUCCAUUGGUGGCUAACAGCCAAUUGGUUGGUGUUGUAUCAUGGGGUUACGGCUGUGCCAGGACUGGCUACCCUGGUGUAUACUCUGAUGUACCUUCACUACGCUCGUGGGUCGAGUCUACCAUGGCUAUUUACACAAUCAACAGUCAAUUUUUGAAAAUGUUUCGCUUUGUAGCCCUCUUCGCUUUGGUUAGCUUGGCUUGUGGUGCGUCCUUGCCAGACGAAUUAGAUGGACGUAUUGUGAAUGGUGUAGACACCACCAUUUCAGCUCACCCUUACCAGGUGUCCUUGCAACUCAAGUCCGGUUCACACUUUUGCGGUGGCAGUAUCGUCAGCUCUGAGUUCAUCGUUACCGCCGCCCAUUGUUUGCAAACGUAUUCGGCAUCACAAAUCUACGUUCGUUUGGGUUCAACCUAUUACAACAGUGGUGGCGAAUUGGUUUCUGUAAAAUCAUUCACUUACCAUCCUGGCUACAAUUCAAAGACCAUGGUCAACGACAUUGCUGUGAUCCGCUUGUCUUCUCCUGUGGCAGAGUCCGCCAAGAUUAAAUACAUCCAAUUGGCCGAAAAGACACCAGCAACUGGCACUUUGGCUGUAGUCACCGGUUGGGGUACUAAAUGCUACCUUACUUGCAUAUCUUUGCCCACUACUCUCCAAGAAGUCGAAGUAGAUAUUGUUGAUGAGGCGGCUUGCGCCUCUAGCACGUACAAGUAUGGUUCGCAAAUCCAGAAAACAAUGGUUUGCGCUUAUGCAGUGAGUAAGGAUGCUUGCCAGGGUGACUCUGGUGGUCCAUUGGUGGCUAACAGCCAAUUGGUUGGUGUUGUAUCAUGGGGUUACGGCUGUGCCAGGACUGGCUACCCUGGUGUAUACUCUGAUGUACCUUCACUACGCUCGUGGGUCGAGUCUACCAUGGCUAGCAUGGCUUAUCAAUUUUUGAAAAUGUUUCGCUUUGUAGCCCUCUUCGCUUUGGUUAGCUUGGCUUGUGGUGCGUCCUUGCCAGACGAAUUAGAUGGACGUAUUGUGAAUGGUGUAGACACCACCAUUUCAGCUCACCCUUACCAGGUGUCCUUGCAACUCAAGUCCGGUUCACACUUUUGCGGUGGCAGUAUCGUCAGCUCUGAGUUCAUCGUUACCGCCGCCCAUUGUUUGCAAACGUAUUCGGCAUCACAAAUCUACGUUCGUUUGGGUUCAACCUAUUACAACAGUGGUGGCGAAUUGGUUUCUGUAAAAUCAUUCACUUACCAUCCUGGCUACAAUUCAAAGACCAUGGUCAACGACAUUGCUGUGAUCCGCUUGUCUUCUCCUGUGGCAGAGUCCGCCAAGAUUAAAUACAUCAAAUUGGCCGAAAAGACACCAGCAACUGGCACUUUGGCUGUAGUCACCGGUUGGGGUACUAAAUGCUACCUUACUUGCAUAUCUUUGCCCACUACUCUCCAAGAAGUCGAAGUAGAUAUUGUUGAUGAGGCGGCUUGCGCCUCUAGCACGUACAAGUAUGGUUCGCAAAUCCAGAAAACAAUGGUUUGCGCUUAUGCAGUGAGUAAGGAUGCUUGCCAGGGUGACUCUGGUGGUCCAUUGGUGGCUAACAGCCAAUUGGUUGGUGUUGUAUCAUGGGGUUACGGCUGUGCCAGGACUGGCUACCCUGGUGUAUACUCUGAUGUACCUUCACUACGCUCGUGGGUCGAGUCUACCAUGGCUAGCAUGGCUUAUUACACAAUCAACAGUCAAUUUUUGAAAAUGUUUCGCUUUGUAGCCCUCUUCGCUUUGGUUAGCUUGGCUUGUGGUGCGUCCUUGCCAGACGAAUUAGAUGGACGUAUUGUGAAUGGUGUAGACACCACCAUUUCAGCUCACCCUUACCAGGUGUCCUUGCAACUCAAGUCCGGUUCACACUUUUGCGGUGGCAGUAUCGUCAGCUCUGAGUUCAUCGUUACCGCCGCCCAUUGUUUGCAAACGUAUUCGGCAUCACAAAUCUACGUUCGUUUGGGUUCAACCUAUUACAACAGUGGUGGCGAAUUGGUUUCUGUAAAAUCAUUCACUUACCAUCCUGGCUACAAUUCAAACAUGGUCAACGACAUUGCUGUGAUCCGCUUGUCUUCUCCAGUGGCAGAGUCCGCCAAUAUUAAAUACAUCAAAUUGGCCGAAAAGACACCAGCAACUGGCACUUUGGCUGUAGUCACCGGUUGGGGUACUAAACGCUACCUUACUUGCAUAUCUUUGCCCACUACUCUCCAAGAAGUCGAAGUAGAUAUUGUUGAUGAGGCGGCUUGCGCCUCUAGCACGUACAAGUAUGGUUCGCAAAUCCAGGAAACAAUGGUUUGCGCUUAUGCAAUGAGUAAGGAUGCUUGCCAGGGUGACUCUGGUGGUCCAUUGGUGGCUAACAGCCAAUUGGUUGGUGUUGUAUCAUGGGGUUACGGCUGUGCCAGGACUGGCUACCCUGGUGUAUACUCUGAUGUACCUUCACUACGCUCGUGGGUCGAGUUUACCAUGGCUAGCAUGGUUUCACUAUUUUGUAUUCAAAACAAGGCUCUUAGCAAUAUAUGUGAGAAAUUACAUCGUUUAAAUGUCCACCAUGAGCUCGUCUACGGUAUUCCAAUGUUGCGCUUCGUAAUUAUUAUUUGCGCACUCCUCAGCCUAGCAUUUGGUGCAUACAUGCCUCCUCAUCUGGAUGGACGCAUCGUGGGCGGCAAGGCUACGACUAUUGAAGAACAUCCCUAUCAAGUUUCACUCUCCACCAAGUUGGGCGGUCACUUUUGUGGCGGCAGUCUCAUUAGUGAAAAUAUUGUUGUUACUGCUGCCCAUUGUUUGCAGAGUUUCAAGGCUUCGAGUAUCCGUAUACGCGCCGGUUCCACGAACAAUAAAAAGGGUGGUGAAUUGGUGAAGGUUGCAGCUGUGAAAUAUCAUCCCAACUAUAAUGCCUCAACCAUAGAAAAUGAUGUUGGCAUAUUAAAACUUGCUACAGCUAUACAAAAAACGGAGAGUGUAGGAUACAUAGAAUUGGCUCAGACGUCUCCGGCUACCGGCACAUCAGCCGUAGUGACGGGUUGGGGUACCAAAUGUUUUGCCUACUGCUUAAUACCGCCUACCACUUUGCAAGCCGUCGAGCUGGAGAUUGUAAAACGUGCAGAUUGCGCUUCGAAUACUUACAAGUAUGGCGAUCUAAUCAAGGAGUCGAUGUUGUGUGCCUAUGCGUUGAAGAAGGACUCGUGCCAGGGCGAUUCGGGUGGUCCAUUGGUUGCUGAGGGAAAACUGGUCGGCAUCGUUUCAUGGGGUUAUGCCUGUGCUAAAAAGGGUUACCCUGGUGUAUACAGUGAUGUCGCCUCGUUGCGCGGUUGGAUAUUGGAGGCGACCGCCGAAAUUUAAAGGUGCUUUUAUACA
Molecule: messenger RNA, 4022 nt
Organism: Anastrepha ludens (Mexican fruit fly)
Lineage: Eukaryota; Metazoa; Arthropoda; Insecta; Diptera; Tephritidae
Product: transmembrane protease serine 9-like
Biological process (GO): proteolysis
Molecular function (GO): serine-type endopeptidase activity
Source: RefSeq, a predicted model, not a curated record